AUGCAUUUACCAAUUGUUUCUUCAUGCGUCGAUGAAUCAGAGGAUUUUAUACCAUCCACACCGAUCCUUGUGACAGAAUCUAUCGAUGAUAGUGAUAUCAACGACGAAGAUUCUAGUUCUGAGGAUGGUGAGAAGGAACAUCAGCACGACGAAGAUGACGACGGAAUAGAGAAAAAGAGCCCACAGAAAAUCUUAUCGCCGCCGAACCAACCAACGAAGCUGCAUCAAGACCUACACAAAGACUUUGACGAACCUGCGGUCCUCGCUGAUCAUCACGAUUGGUCGCAUAACAGCAACGGCAUAACCUACCAAAGAAACAAGACGUGGUUAGCAUAUACUCCAACACCAUAUGCAUAUACAUACCUACCUUGA
Molecule: messenger RNA, 372 nt
Organism: Acaulospora morrowiae
Lineage: Eukaryota; Fungi; Glomeromycota; Glomeromycetes; Diversisporales; Acaulosporaceae
Source: the annotation of a GenBank genome assembly